This is a messenger RNA of Alligator sinensis (Chinese alligator), 1388 nucleotides long. RefSeq names its product zinc finger HIT-type containing 2 (gene ZNHIT2). The coding region runs from base 46 to 1281 and encodes 411 amino acids. The transcript is spliced from 2 exons. The record is from RefSeq and is a predicted model, not a curated record. Lineage: Eukaryota; Metazoa; Chordata; Crocodylia; Alligatoridae.
CGAGAGCGGCCGAACCCAGCUGAAGCCGGGGCGGAAGAAGCCGAAAUGCUACCGGAAAUUGCCGAAGCCCGAGAGGGAGGGCUGAACGUGGGGCGGAGGAAUCCGAAGUGCUGCCGGAAACUCCCGAAGCUGCGGCGGAAGGAGCCGAAGCGCGGAGUGGGAAGAGCCCCCAAGAUGGCGGCUGAGUGCGGCCUGUGCUGGCGCGCCGAGGCGCCCUACACCUGCCCGCGCUGCCACCUGCGCCUCUGCUCCCUGCCCUGCUACCUUGGCCACGGCCCCUGCGCCCAGGCCUUCGCCCAGCGGGGCGGGGACGCCCCCCAGCCAAGAGGGUCUCCCACCAGCCUCCAGCAGACAUCAGGGGAUCCCAGCUCGGAGUCAGGAGUCGCCUGGAGCUGCCCAGAGCUGGAGAACGGGGAGCUCAGCCACCCCCAGUUACUUGCGGACACCCCGGGGGACCCCCGGCCAGAGCCAGAAGUUGCCUGCACCGAGUUGGAGCUGGAUAAUGUGGAGCCCCGUAGCCCCAGGCCAGGGGGACCCUCCUGGCUCUCUGCAGAGAUAUCGCAGGGCUUCGGUUCAGAGCCAAAUGUGGACCAGAGCAGCCCGGAGCUGGAGGAUGUGGAGCCCAGCCCCAUGCCCCCUGUGCCAGCCUCCAUCCCGCCACUGAGCGCCCUGACCCGGGGCCCGGCCUCCCCCUUGGUGGGCUUCCAGCUGCCCAAUGUGCUCUAUGCCUACGCCUACGCCCUGACCCUCUACCACGGGGAGCCGGAGGAUGAUGCUGCGCUGCUGCUUGACUUUGCGGACACCGUCCUGAGUGUGUCUGGGGCUUUGGGGCACCAGCAAGGCUUCAGCUCCAUUGGUGAGGCCCUGCAAGCCGCUGUGCAUGCGGUGACCGCCUGCCAGCUGCCUGAGUGUCCUCUGGGCAAUACUGGUGCCAUCCUGGCCGUGGCUGAGAUCCUGAGGGGCGAGAGUCCUGCCCAGCAGAAGGAUUACACCCUGACCUCCCUGGCCCAUCUUGCCCAGCUGCUAGGCCAAGCCAAGAAGCAGCUUCCCACAGCAGAGCGGUCGCAUGUGUACAGAGCCAAGAAGAAGUGCGAGUUCCUGCUCUCCUGGGUCAAUGACAACCCAUCGGCAUUGCCCCUCCUGGCCCUGGAGGCAGAGGCCGAGUACCGGACUCGCAUGAAAGCCCUCAGGGAAGUGAACACUGUCACCAAGGAGCUGGAGAGGAUGUGGGGUGGGAAAAUGCCACCCCCCAAGACACCACUGAUUGAGGAGCUGGACUAAGCGGUUGGGGUCAGGCCUGGACUGGUACUUUGAACUGAAUGGGGGGGAUGUGAAUAAGUUCAGACUUUAGCUGGUUGCGUGGAUUUGUAAUAAAGCCUGGUCUGUCA